ACCAUGAAUCAGGAAGCACGCAGGUGCUGAAGGAGGGCUGUGAUGACACGGCUGUGCCAGCUGGGGAUGAUGGUGCAGUUUUGGUUGCAGAUGGGACUGUUCUCACACAGGAGAGCCACCAAGUGUCAGCCAGCAUGAAGCAGGAUCAUCAGAAGCAGGUGCUUUACUCAGAAAACACACCACCACAUCAUCCUGAGAGAAAGCCCUGCACGGAGAGCCAUGACAGCGUCACACUGAGAGACAAAUCCCAGAACGAGCACAAACCUAGGCCUGUUUCAGAACUCAUAAAGGAGACGAUUCAGCUGCACGAAAAGCUGCAGCACCACGAGCGGCCAAAACCGGCAGAGGUCAAGUGUGAGGAGCAGGGUCAGUCUGUGAAGGUGGCACAGAUGAAGGCAGCGUUUGAUUCGCCUCACAAACCCCCUGACAGGACAAUAGAGAGGAAACCAUCUGUGAGAAGAGGUAAGAAGGAAACUCAGCACUCUGUUUGGUGA
Nematolebias whitei (Rio pearlfish) is the source of this 494-nucleotide messenger RNA. RefSeq lists its product as uncharacterized. The coding region runs from base 135 to 494 and encodes 119 amino acids. The transcript has a single exon. The record is from RefSeq and is a predicted model, not a curated record. Lineage: Eukaryota; Metazoa; Chordata; Actinopteri; Cyprinodontiformes; Rivulidae.